CCAAUGUUUUGGUCGCGUUGACACUCAUGAACCGCAGAGAGUGGUGAGAAAGGGGCUCCAAUCCCCGUCGUAAUGUGGCUGUUUGUGGUGGGCUUUGUCGUCCACCUGAUAUUUUUUGUGUCUGUGUUUGACAUUUACUUCAAGACACCCUUGAGCCAUGGAAUGACCCCGCAAGUGCACGGCAGAGAGCCGGCGGCGCAGAGGCUGGUGCUCCUGGUCGCCGAUGGCCUCCGGGCCGACUCCUUCUAUGACUUCCCGAACGAAACCACGAAAGCGCCCUUUCUCAGAUCUAUCAUUGAGAAAGAUGGGACAUGGGGAGUCUCUCACACUCGAGUACCGACAGAAUCUCGGCCAGGUCAUGUGGCCAUCAUUGCAGGGAUCUUUGAAGACCCAAGUGCAAUUGCAAAAGGAUGGAAAGAGAACCCUGUAGAGUUUGAUUCUGUCUUCAAUGAGAGUCGUCAUACAUGGUGUUGGGGCAGUCCAGAUAUUCUGCCAAUGUUUGCAAGUGGCUCAGAGCGAGGUCACAUAGAGACCUUUAUGUAUGAAGCAGCGGAAGAAGACUUUGCCAGUGAUGAUGCUUCUAGGCUUGAUACUUGGGUCUUUGAUCAUGUUGUUUCCUUCUUUGAAAAAGCCAAGGGAGACAAGAAGCUCAAAGAACGUCUACUGCAGGAUCGCAUAGUGUUUUUCCUCCAUCUUUUAGGAAUUGAUACGAAUGGACAUGCCCACAAGCCAUAUUCCAAGGAAUAUCAAAAUAAUAUUGCUGUUGUUGAUAAAGGGGUUGAAAGAGUUGUCAGAGUGUUUGAAGAUUUUUACAAUGACAAGAAAACGGCUUACAUCUUUACAUCAGACCAUGGAAUGACUGAUUGGGGUUCGCAUGGGGCUGGAGACCCAAGUGAAACAGAAACACCAAUUGUUGCUUGGGGUGCAGGUGUAGCUAAGCCAAAGGAUCCUUCACAGUUCAAAGAGAAGAUGAUGUAUGAUGCACGUGUUGAAAAGUGGGGUUUAACACAUGUCCGUCGCCAUGAUCUUCACCAGGCAGAUAUUGCACCCCUCAUGUCAUCCAUUAUUGGCAUACCAAUACCUGUCAAUAGCAUGAAGCCAUACAAAAAGCCUCAAGGAUUGCCAUGGGUAUUGGGGGGACCAAACAGUGGAUGGUACCCCAUCAGGGCUAUUUCCCGCAUCAACGGGUUUGAACAAGCUGAUUCAAAAAAUAAGCUUUUAGGUUUCCUAAAGUGUCCACAAACUACUGAACAAGAUGGGGUUCCAACCUCCACAUUAAUGGCCCCUAAACCCCAAAUUUUUAAAUUUUCCCGGGGUUUAACCCCAAAGUCCAAUGAUGUUCCCAUAAUGACAUUCAUGGGAAAUUUGUUGUGGGCCUAA
Penaeus monodon (black tiger shrimp) is the source of this 1380-nucleotide messenger RNA. Its product is annotated as GPI ethanolamine phosphate transferase 1-like. Gene Ontology annotation, cellular component: endoplasmic reticulum membrane. The record is from RefSeq and is a predicted model, not a curated record. Gene Ontology annotation, biological process: GPI anchor biosynthetic process. The transcript has 8 exons. The coding region runs from base 73 to 1380 and encodes 435 amino acids. Gene Ontology annotation, molecular function: mannose-ethanolamine phosphotransferase activity. Lineage: Eukaryota; Metazoa; Arthropoda; Malacostraca; Decapoda; Penaeidae.